Messenger RNA from Colletotrichum abscissum, 723 nucleotides. RefSeq lists its product as uncharacterized. The transcript has 3 exons. The record is from RefSeq and is a predicted model, not a curated record. The coding region runs from base 1 to 723 and encodes 240 amino acids. NCBI's taxonomy places the organism in Eukaryota, Fungi, Ascomycota, Sordariomycetes, Glomerellales, Glomerellaceae.
AUGGGAAAUCAGUCACUUACCAGGGCGGAGGAUCUUCUACCUGAUAUCGGUACAUCCACGGGCCACAAACUGAAAUUGGGUGCCCAGGUGGCUCUCGCAGGCGAGAUCGACGAGAUUGCUGUACCGGCGCGUUGUCCCAAGUCUCUCGACUCCUCGAUUGUCGAGGGCUUUUUCCAGCCCCCACAUCUAUCGCAUGGCACGAGCCCGACCCCGCAUUCGCAGCUCCCAACCCCGGCGAUUGGCCAACUCACUCAGCCAUGUCUCAAUCACCGUAGGGGGCCAUCUGUUGAAGGCCCGCCGGGGACCCGAGCGGAAUGGAUGUGUCACGUGACGCCAGUCACAGCCACAUCGACUUUCUUGUUCCGAAGAACCGAUUGCUUCAGAGGAUUAGUGCCACCUGUCAUCAUCAACAUGUGCGAUUGGUGUUACCGAAUCUUCGCCUGUGGGCACUGGAUGACUGGUGCUGCAGAGUGGUGUGCCGAUUAUUGGACAAACCAGAAGCCGUGCAAGGUGAUUGUGAAUGCGGAAUACCAGUAUACGUCCAAAUGUAAGAAGUGCCAGAGACCUAAGGACGUGGUUAUCUGGGAGCACAUGAUUGACCGCUCCAAAACUCAUCUGAGAAAGCAACUGGGCUCGAUAGUGUUGAAGCAACAGGCUCCAACAUGGUUGACGGAGACGGAUAGCGGGCAGGCCCUGAUGGAGAAGAUGAGAUCCACUCGUUGA